Molecule: messenger RNA, 1437 nt
Organism: Hemisphaericaspora subhashii
Lineage: Eukaryota; Fungi; Ascomycota; Pichiomycetes; Serinales; Debaryomycetaceae
Product: ubiquitin-conjugating protein
Exons: 1
Coding region: 1-1437 (478 amino acids)
Biological process (GO): negative regulation of septation initiation signaling; mitotic spindle assembly checkpoint signaling; protein ubiquitination
Cellular component (GO): cell division site; cytosol; ubiquitin ligase complex
Molecular function (GO): protein binding; ubiquitin protein ligase activity
Source: RefSeq, a predicted model, not a curated record
AUGCCAGAAACAACAUCUCCAACAACAACAAUGAUUAAAGGUCCUACUACUGCCCAAACAAUACCAAAUGUAUCAAGAAAAAUAUCUUCAUCCUCAUCUCCUCAAUCUACGACUACUUCGUCUAUCCCUCCAUCAGCAUCUGCUUCAGCAUCAAACUCUCCUACUCAAGAAUUAGAUCAUCCUGUUGCAUUACUUUCAACUUCAACGAAACAACAAUCAUCAGAUCAAUCUAAUAAUGGAUCAGCAUCUGAUAAUCAUUCCCCACCUCUGCAUCCACAACAACAAAGAAGAUCAUCAUUUGGACUAAACUUCUUAAGUGGUUUUAGUAUGCGUGGUGCUAGUGGUUCUCAUCAAAUAAAUAAUACUAAUCCAUCUACAACUACAUCAACUGAUUCAGCUAAUCAUCUUGGCUUAAUGUCAAAUAGUCCAACUAUUGCCAAUUUGAAUGAUUAUCUGCAUGAUGAGAUUUUACAUAAUAAUGGAGAAGCUGCUGCUUCUGCGGGUGUUGCUACUCAAAAUCUAGAAGCAUGUCAAGAAGAAGGUGAAAAUCAAACAACACCAAUCCAGGCACAACCAUCGUCAUCAGCAGACCAACCUCUUCCAAUAAAUGAAACAACUGAUAUAGAAGCUGAAGCAUCAUCCCCACAACCAGAAGCAACAGAAUUAUCAAGUGAUGAAAAAAAUAAUGGAAUGGAUAAAGAUGGGUUUUAUUCAGUUAGAUUAACUCCAUUAAUUGAUCAUUCAUCAACUUCUUCAGGACUUUAUUUCUCUCCCAUAAUUAGAAAAAUCAAACCUGAUUCUACCAUUUCAGUAGGUAGAUAUACUGAAAAGAAUAAAGCUGCUGCUCAUGCUCCCCAGGGAUCUUCUGCCCCUAUUGUAUUCAAAAGUAAAGUUGUUUCAAGAACUCAUGCAUUAUUUCAAUGUAAUGAAGAUGGUCAAUGGUUUUUAAAAGAUUGUAAAUCUUCCUCGGGGACUUUUUUGAAUCAUAUUCGAUUAUCUCCUGCAUCUCAAGAAUCUACAUUAAUGCCUUUGAUUGAUGGAGAUAUAAUUCAAUUAGGUAUGGAUUAUCGUGGGGGCACGGAAGAAGUUUAUCGAUGUGUUAAAAUGAGAUGUGAAUUUAAUAAAAGUUGGCAAAGAAAAGUCAAUCAAUUUAAUUUAGAAAUUCAUAAAAAAUUAAAACAUUUACAUUUAAAUGAUUCAGCGGAAGCAGGGGUUGAUGGGGUUACAAAUAAACUACGUCUAGGUGAGGAAUUAACUGAAUGUGCUAUUUGUUUAAUGAAGAUUGAACCUUGUCAAGCAUUAUUUAUAAGUCCUUGUUCUCAUUCUUGGCAUUAUAAAUGUAUUCGUCCAUUAAUUACCAAAAGUUAUCCUCAAUUUUAUUGUCCAAAUUGUAGGACAAUGUGUGAUUUGGAAACUGAUUUAGAUGAGGAUGAUUAA